AUGUCUAGUACACGUGCCCCUGCCAACUACAGUCUGACUAUUGCUUUUCCUAAACAGCUGCGCACGGCCUGGGAGGACUCCUUACAGGACCCUGGUAAACCAAUUCCGCUGGCAAGUGGCGAGGUGUACUGGGAUGACGGCACUAAAAAUACACAAAUCAAUCCGCCCCCGCAGAAGGCACCACCACACCAGGAUCAGAGAUCGUCAUCCAAAGAGGUUUAUUGCCAUGUCCAGUUGGAGUGCUACUUAAAGCACGGGACGUUGAUGCUGUCUGGUACACAGGUAUCUUCAACUUGCCUUGAAUCACUAAAUGCGUUGGCCUUUACUUGGAACGAUUUGCCACCGCAAAUGGAUGCGUGGCUGAGGCCAUUAGUGGCGCGACGAGAGGGCAUACGCCAUGCCGAAGCAGUUAAGCGUAAUGAAGAGGAGGACAGAGGUCUUUACGGGUUUAGGAGAAACCUACAGCGCCGCGCUGAGGAAGCGACUCUAAACGACUCUGUGGAUGACAUGGGCCAUGAUCCAAAUACCAAAAUUCAUGAUAAUCUGCACACGACGUUUUCGCUUCAUUAUGUUAGGUUUCUUGUAGCUUCUCAAGAGGAUGUUGCAUGGCUUGUUAAGAGGCUUGGGUCGAUCGUGGAGCCAACCGAAGAAGCAAGCCCAUUGACACUUGUUGUGCCCCUCACUGCGCCGCUGAAGGGGGGGAAGAUGAAUGUACCGUUCAUGAAGAAUAAAAUUUGUUCUCUUUUUGGAAUAGACCUACUUACAACCGAAGCAGUUGAGAAAAAUCAAUCUGAUCACGUGUGUCAAACCUCCCCAUGGGUUAUUGCAUUUUAA
Molecule: messenger RNA, 834 nt
Organism: Phytomonas sp. Hart1
Lineage: Eukaryota; Euglenozoa; Kinetoplastea; Trypanosomatida; Trypanosomatidae
Source: the annotation of a GenBank genome assembly